Molecule: messenger RNA, 1969 nt
Organism: Sinocyclocheilus grahami
Lineage: Eukaryota; Metazoa; Chordata; Actinopteri; Cypriniformes; Cyprinidae
Product: protein OSCP1-like
Exons: 9
Coding region: 274-1302 (342 amino acids)
Biological process (GO): transport
Cellular component (GO): cytoplasm; plasma membrane
Source: RefSeq, a predicted model, not a curated record
AAAUGAAAUCCUCCAUGUGGCAGUAUAUGUUUCUAGCACUUGUGUUUUCCUCAGUCAACAUUUGAUUACGGUUUCCAGCCCGCUUCUCUGCGAAAACAUCUGCCAAGACAAUAAAGCUUGGUUUGUAACUACAUUUUGAUAUAUGUUAUUUUUGUUUAUCAAUCUUUCUUGGCAAACCAGCUUUCUACAGUACAGACUGCAUUGUGCUUGCUUGGUUUUCAGCUUCAUAUUUCAUCACUGCAACUCUUUCUGUGUGUUUGUGUUGUGAUAGUUAUGAAUGAUAUCAUUACCACCAUGUUCAAUAAGAAGUUCCUGGAGGAGCUGUUCAAACCACAGGAGCUGUACUCCAAGAAGGCCCUGAGGACAGUGUUUGACCGACUGGCUCAUGCCUCCAUCAUGAGACUCAACCAAGCUAGUAUGGACAAGCUCUAUGAUUUGAUGACCAUGGCAUUCAAGUAUCAAGUCCUGCUGUGUCCUCGCCCUAAAGACAUCCUCCUUGUGUCCUUCAACCAUAUGGAUGCCAUCAGGGACUUUGUGAAAGACGCUCCCAGCAUCCUCAGCCAAGUGGAUGAAACAAACAAGCAACUCAUAGAGAUAUAUACCCCUUUAUCUGGUGGAGAGUUUCAUCUAAUUAGACAAACACUCCUCAUCUUCUUUCAAGAUAUGCAUAUUAGAGUAUCAAUUUUCCUGAAAGACAAAGUACAGAACUCCAAUGGGCGAUUUGUUCUCCCCGCAUCAGGCCCUGUUCCGUAUGGGACGCACAUCCCAGGACUCAUAAGGAUGUUCAGCUGUAGUGGUGAGGAGGUGAGAAGGAUGCAGUUCCGGGACGGUGGCAAUUACAGUGCCGCUCUCCGUGAGGGUGCUUUUGAAAUGUAUGGUGAUCGAGUAAUCAAACUGGGCACAAACAUGUACAGUGUGAGCCGCCCUGUUGAGACACACAUGUCUGGAACCUCCAAAAACUCCUCACAGCACACCAAGGUCAACACAACUCCGAAUCCUUUGGCAAAAGAAGAGCUGAACCUGCUUGCUAGACUAAUGGGAGGUCUGGAGGUGCAGAAAUCAACUAAUACUGACUCUGGCUUCCGUGUGAACCUUUUUGCCACUGACGAGGAGGAAGAGGAAGCUUUAAUAUCAAGACCGGAUGAGCUUUCCUAUGAAGUUAUUAAUAUCCAGGCAACAAAGGACAAACAGACCAAUGCAGAGCUGGCUAAGAUCAUGGGGGAGUUUGGAGAGAUGGGAGAACCCGCCCCCAGUUCCAGCAGCAAGGGUGAUGACCUCCUGGCCAUGAUGGAUGGACUGUGACUUUAACUUGAUGUUCACUUUGAGUGAGCAGAGUGACUGAGCUGUUAAGCAGGAUAAAGUGCUACAAUGUCUUACUCAGCAAAGAGGCCUUUUGUCUGGAGCUACAGUGACAACCGUAUAUAUUUAGAACGACAGCUAAGCUCAACAAGAAAGUCUCUCUUUGAGAAUUUCACACAAUUUUUGUCUCCUGCCACCCACCCAAUGUGAGAAAUGCAAAUAGCAGGUGUAGAAAUGUAAUAUGCGUCUUGCUGUGGGACCAUAUUCAUUUUUUCAUAUUCAUUCUGUCAAGUCACUUUGGAGGUGGCACAGGCCAUAUCAUCACGUAUUUCAGCGAAUGGUUUGAUAUCAGUCUUCACAGAAACGUCUGCGAGGCUUUGAUGUCACAGACAUUUCUGUGACAUUUAGAUCAGUGGACCGAAUAAAAUGCCUUUUCUGGACUGUCUUAGUUGUCUAAGAGGACAAUCCGUGCACAUGGAAUUCAUUUAAAUCUGUUUGAUGUGCAACCGAGAGGCGCACGAUUUGCAUCCACACAACAAGCGCUGAUUAAGACAGGGUAAUGGAGGAAACCGAAGUGCACUUGCAGUAAAUAUUUAGUGCAGAUCCCAAAACUGGUUUACAGGAAGCCCCGGGACAAUUGAUGUGUGUAUGUUUUUGUCUUUAUUUAAAG